UUCAGAUAUACACUAGUUGUCCGCCUGCUGCACCGUUUCUACUCAACUGGAUCCCAUCAGCUGUCUGGAUUAUCCAUGUCAAGUGCUCUUCUUGAGUUGGGAUUGGAAUGAUGCUUCUUCCACUGAUUCUCAUAGGUGCUGUGGGUACAUACAAGCUCGAAAAACCGGUUCUGAUCGGUCCGUCCACUGCAAUUAAAGAUUCCUAUGAGACAUUUAUCUGUGGAAUUCCAGAGAUUCCGGUGGACGUGGCUGUCUUGUACACACUUUAUCAUGCCAACUUUGAGGACAACCUCGGGGACUACUCCGCUCUCGUAGGACAAGAGGCAGUUUUUUUAGUUAAAGUCACUAUCGCACAUGACGGUGCAUUCUCCUGUGAGGCCAGUGGACACAAUAACACAGAUAUCAAGAGUACAAUCAGCAACAAGCUGAACCUUAAAAUCAUCGAUCCGGUGGAGAACGUGUCAAUCACUUCUCACCCGUCCUCUGAUGAUUUGUGGGAGGGACAGAAUUUGCUGCUCCAGUGCAUCAUAACAAAAGGCACUUACGUCUCGUAUGAUUGGCUACGGAACGGAAUGAAGAUUCCAAUGCCGUACGACAGGACCGCAGACUCUCUGACCAUUCACAGACUGUCUGGGCAACAUACGGGCACCUAUACGUGUGUGGCAUCAAACCAGUACAAUAGCACAAUGAUCUUUAAUAUCAGCAGUGGCAUCAUACAUGUGCAUGUCAAAGAACAUUUGUCAAAGCCUGCAAUCUCACUUGAUAUUGUGAAGCUUGACUUAGGUGAAUUUAAAGCAAACAUCACGUGUCGAUCUGAGAAGGGAACUCCACCGAACACCUUCAGACUGGUAAACAACACUAAGAUCAUCGCCAGUGAAACUACCCACAGAACGAGCGCUACUUUCAGUGAGCCCAUUGAGCUGAACCAGAACAUGGGCUGGGUGAGAUGUAACGCCAGCAACGAGGGCAACUGGCAGCUGAGUGAACCCGUCAGCCUGACCGUCGUGUCUGUAGGUGGCGCUGUAACGAUGAUACCUUUCAAACACGUGGGACGGGACUUUCAGGUGUAUCGUCUGGAUGUGCGCUGCAGCGUUGAGCGAGGAACGUUUCCUCAUUACCGCUGGUUCCUCAACAAAACCAGACUGGAGGGCAGAGGAGGUUACUAUGCUGUGGACGGGACCGAUGGCUCCGUUCUGUCACUCACUGUGGAGUCACGCAGCGCUGGAUUCUACCACUGCGAAGCUUCUGAUCGAUUUGACAACAGCACCAGCGUCCUCAGUCCAAAGAUGCUGAUCAACAAGGAGGUACUGAACAAAGUCUCUCCUUUGGCCGUUGUUGUGGUUUUUACCAGUUUGUUCCUGCUGGUUAUUGCAGUGACAGUUUGCUGCACUUAUGGAUUUGUGCUACGAAGAAGAUAUUCAAGGAAAUACCCGUGA
Messenger RNA from Xyrauchen texanus (razorback sucker), 1436 nucleotides. RefSeq names its product Fc receptor-like protein 3. The record is from RefSeq and is a predicted model, not a curated record. NCBI's taxonomy places the organism in Eukaryota, Metazoa, Chordata, Actinopteri, Cypriniformes, Catostomidae. The transcript is spliced from 8 exons. Bases 108 to 1436 code for a protein of 442 amino acids.